GGUGGGGGUGGUAGGUUACGGGCUGCGCUUACUUGCAAGUGCGUUUACUGCAUCUAAAAUCGUCGCUUUCCUCGCUCCAGCCGGUUCAGAGAGUCAUUGGAAAAGCUGUUCCUUGGAGAAGAACUUCGGGUAAUCAUGCCUCCUCCAGAAACAAUGUUCUGCUCUCAACAAAUAAAUAUCCCACCAGAGCUUCCAGACAUUUUGAAGCAGUUCACAAAAGCUGCUAUAAGGACCCAACCUCAUGAUUUACUUCAGUGGUCAGCUGCAUAUUUUGACAGUUUAUCGAAAGGAGAGCCUUUACCUGUAAAAGACAGGAUUGAAUUACAAGUGGCUACUCAAAAGACUGACACUGGAUUAACUCCUGGACUUCUAAAGGUUCUCAAUAAACAGUUAUCAUCAAACAUGAGCAUCAAAAUUGCUGAUCUAAAACAAAAAUGGACAAAUCUCUGCUUACCUGAAGAACAGCUACAUAGUAUCCUGGGAUUGGAUAACUUUCAGGAUGACAUAGAAUGGCUAAAAUUCCUGUCACUUGGCUGCAGUGCUCUUGGAGGGAGUAUAUCUUCUGCUCUGAAGUAUGCUUGUGAAAUCCUUACCGAAGAUCCAGAAGGUGGUGCUGCACGCAUUUCAUUCGAUACAUUUACUUACAUUUACAAGUAUCUAGCUCAUAUUGAUGGAGAUAUUUCAAACAUGCAAAUAGAGGAUGUGCUCAGUGUUCUUCAGUCAGAAGCGGAAAGACAAAAUGGUAUGAUCCAGCCGAGAAAUUUUCUUACAUCACAGUGUCCUCUACUUUCUUAAAACCUAAAUACCAGCUUUCUUGACAAAGAAGACAAAGUACUUCCAUUCUAAAACUAAGUAACAAAAUUAUACACACUAGAAGGACAAAAUAUCAACUUUUUAUGUGAAGAUUCAGUUUUUUCAAAGUAACAACACUCUCAAACCAAGUCACUUAUCUGAGGUGGUUGUGGUUUGCCUUCACCAAUCCAUUGACAUCAUAUCACAAAGGGGAUUGAAGUUAGAGUUCUGAAAUAUUCAUUUGACAUGAAUGCCCAAUAGAUACAUUUUCUGUUUGGCAGAACACAAAAAUAGCCUACUAUAUAUUCUAAAGAUUCUGUUAGAUAAGGUACUAUUUAUUUACAUGUAUAUGUUCUUUUAACCUUAAAACUGUUACGUUAACAUGCAUUUGGAAUGUAAAUGCUUUUCUAUAGACUAUAUCCAGCUAUCAUAUUUCCUUCAAGCUUUCAAAAUUUUCAGAUCAUCUUUAUUUUUUAGAACCUAUAGAUUUGUUUUCCAUAUACCGUAUAUAUUUGAGUAUAAGCCGAUCCGAAUAUAAGCCGAGGUACCUAAUUUUACCUAAGAAAACUUUAAAAACUUAUUGACUCGAGUAUAAGCCUAGGGUGGGAAAUGCAGCAGCUACUGCUAAGUUUUAAUAUCAAAAUAAAUACCAAUAAAAUUACAUUAAUUGAGGCAUCAGUGGGGUAUAUGUUUUUCAAUAUUUAUUUCAAAGAAAAACAGUAAACUAGCUCUGUAAGCGGAGAAGAGGGUCAACAAAAACAAUAAGAGUACUACCCCACGCUCAUUGCACAUUGGCAAACUGGCAGCAGACCCAGUCCCGGAGGGAUGUAAGGGGAAAUAAGUAUUGCUAGUGGGAGCCUAGGCCAGGGCACUGGAGGGUCUGGUUGCAGGUGGCCUAAUUUGCACACAAAGGAGAGAGGGUGCUAGUCUAGAGGGACCCAUGACACCCGACUCGAGUAUAAGCCGAGGGUGACUUUUUUCAGCACAUUUUGGGUGCUGAAAAACUAGGCUUAUACUCGAGUAUAUACAGUAAAACACUUUUAAAUAUUUUUUUCAAAAUGCUCUUUAAUAUUUACACAUCUUUUAUAACAAAAUGUAUGUCAUCAUGUCUCUUUUUUACUGUUGCAUUUUUUUUCUUGAUAAAGGAAAAAUGUAUAUAAAAAGAUUAUAUUGGAAUUAUAUUAUUUUAAACAAUGUAUGAGGGAAGAGCUUAUUGUUUGUACAAAAUCCAGCUUUCUUAUUAUGUAUGAAUUUGUAUAUGUAGUAAGAGCUGACUCCUCCUUAAAACCUGGUAGAAUGUAAACAUCUGUUGAUAAUAUUUUGGUGUGCUUUUUGGUGUAGUUCCUGUAACUACCUCAUCCCAAGCAAACAACAAGCCAUUACAAAUUAAUAAGGAAAGAAUGUAUGUACUUAUCUGCUCAAGGGUGCUUGCUUGCAAUGGAGUUUUGGCGCUACUGGGGAAAUAGGCAUCUUCUGAAAAUAUCUUGUAGACAAUACUGUGUUGCACUCAACAGGACUUGACACUGCUAAGGAAGAGUUUUAUCACCUCCGAUUUCUGUUGACUACAGUACAAAGGUAUUUUCAGAAGAUUUCUUGGUGAUAAAUCUCCCUGACUGCUGUUACCGUAAGGCAGGGAUCCCCAACCUUUUUGACCUGUAAGCCACAUUUAAAUGUAAAAAGACUUGGGGAGCAACACAAGCAUUUUAAAAGUUCCUCGGGAUGCCAAAUAAGGGUUGUGAUUGGCUAUUUGGUAGCUCCUUUGUUGACUGGCAGCCUAUAGAAGGCUCUGUUUAGCAAAACACCUGGUUUUUAUACAAACAAAAAGUGAUACCAAGCCCAGAAUUAAAAAACAAGCACCUCUUUAAGGCCACUGAGAGCAACAUCCAAAUGGUUGGGGAGCAACAUGUUUCUCAUAAGCCACUGCGUGGGGAUCACUACCCUAAAGGGUACCCCCUGACUCUCUGUGUUAAACCAAUAGCUGAUUUAUGCAUGCUGGCCACACAUAAAAGUUCAGGGGCCACCAAACAGCUCUGUAACUGCAGAAUUAUGUAGCUGGGUUGGUUGGCACCCAACUUCUUUUGCUGUAUAACAUCCAUUGUUUGUCUCCCUGGCUGUGGUAGCCAAUAACUUGGCAUCUACUGCUCAUUCUCCUCCAUGGCAGACACUGUCAGUAAGACACCAGUCAUGAUGUAACCAAAGAUGCUGGCCUCCAACUCUGCUGUGCAGAUGUGUAGUCAGGAGGUGGUUGGAGAAGAGCGGGGAGCAGGAGGACCUGUUUGGCAGGUUCUACUGGUUUAAAACUUUGUGUAGUAGUUUAGCUAUCCUUCAAGCGCAAAUAAAUAUCUUUGCAUAUAAAUAAAAGUACUUAAAUGGUUUGAUAAAAACAUUGUUUCUGUCAAGAUAUAUGAUAUAUGUCAAGAUAAAUACAAAAUUUUGUAUUUAGAAGUGAGGAGGGUCCUGAACAAAAGAAUUUACAACUAUGAAAAUAUAUUCGAGUACCUAUGUGAAAGUAAUGUACAGUACAUUGUCCAAUCUAGCUCAUCUGCUCCACUUUGGUUUAUUAGUUCUAAUGUCAAAAUAUCUUAAAUAAAAUGUUUUCUUGAUAUACUG
Molecule: messenger RNA, 3402 nt
Organism: Xenopus tropicalis (tropical clawed frog)
Lineage: Eukaryota; Metazoa; Chordata; Amphibia; Anura; Pipidae
Gene: ropn1l
Product: rhophilin associated tail protein 1-like
Cellular component (GO): motile cilium
Source: RefSeq, marked provisional